AUGGAAGAAUAACACUUUUGACAAAUACAAAAACAUUUCAAAACAAAACCUGUUCCCACUUACUAAGUGUCAAGUCGAAGUUCCAAGUGCAAAUAAUCAUCAUCAAAACCUCAUUUGUUCGAACGUUAAUUUUAUUGUUGAUGUCCUCGUUACUCGAAGAUCGGUGAUUAAUAAAUACCCAAUAUCAAUUCAAUAUUAUCAUUGUUUUCGGUAUGAGCUAGCAGUGUAUGUGUGAUAAGAUUAGGUACACUAUUAGUUGGUGAUAACUUUUCUAGUGGUGUUUUAGUGGAUUAGAACAUUUUAUUUAAACGGUAGUCGCUUCUUUGUCCUCUAAAUUAUUUGUUUUAAAUCUUUUUAAGAUGGCCACCGAAGGACUCUUAAAAAAUAAGUCUGAUGUGAAGUUGCAAAUCGUAUCUAAUCAACCAAAAAAGUUAGUUCAUUUACCUGAGAGACCCAAAGUUGAUUUGGCUUUUUCGGACUUGGAAUAUGUGGUUAAGCAAGGGAGCAAAGAGAAAAAGAUUUUGAAAAAUGUCAGUGGAAUGCUACGUUCCGGUGAACUAUGCGCUAUUAUGGGACCAUCUGGUGCUGGAAAAUCCACCUUACUCAAUAUACUCACUGGAUACAAAACCAUAGGGGUAAAAGGCCAUGUGUUAAUGAACGGCAGUGAUAGAGAUCUUAGUCAAUUCCGAAAAUUAUCGGCAUAUAUUAUGCAGGAUAACCAACUACAUGCUAAUCUAAGAGUGGAUGAAGCUAUGGCUGUCGCAGCUGCACUUAAAAUUGGCGCCAAAAGUCCAAAAGAUCGAGAAGAUAUCAUUAACGAAAUCCUAGACACACUUGGACUGCUGGAUCAUAAGAAAACAAUGACAAGCGGGUUGUCGGGGGGCCAAAAGAAGAGAUUGUCAAUCGCCUUAGAAUUAGUUAGUAAUCCUCCAGUUAUGUUUUUCGAUGAACCUACUAGUGGAUUGGAUUCUUCAUCAUGUUUUCAAUGUAUAUCACUGUUGAAAACCUUAGCUAAAGGUGGAAGAACUAUAAUAUGUACUAUUCACCAACCUUCAGCUAGACUGUUUGAAAUGUUCGACCAACUUUAUACACUCGCUGAUGGUCAAUGUGUUUACCAAGGUUCUACGACAUUCUUGGUGCCCUUUUUGGCAAGUCUGCAGUUACAGUGUCCUUCAUACCACAAUCCAGCCUCCUAUAUUAUAGAAGUAGCAUGUGGGGAAUAUGGAGAUCACACGAGAACGUUAGUUAACGCUAUAGAAAAUGGUAAGAAUGACAUCCGAGAUGCUAGCCAAAUAGUAGGUUUCAAAAUGAGCGACGGUUUGAAUAACGCUUACCAAUACGCCAAAGAUAACUUGAAAACCCUUAUUUCUGAUGAAUUGUCCAAAGAGGGCAGUACCGUGAAUGGCAAUAGAAAAUCAAACAACGUUAACGAAGAUACUGGAAUAGAUUCUAAAGAUGUCGAAAAAGCUAAUGUUGAUAGUGCCUUAUUAAAUACUUCCGUUGUAGUUAAGCAGCCCAGAUAUGGUAAUUCGGAAUUCCAACAAUUUUUCAUUAUUUUAAAACGUGCGUUAUUGUUCAGUAGAAGAGAUUGGACUUUGAUGUACCUACGUUUAUUCGCCCAUAUUUUGGUUGGAUUCCUAAUUGGUGCCUUAUACUUCAAAAUUGGAAACGAUGGGUCCAAAGUACUUAGUAAUCUUGGUUUCCUGUUUUUCAACAUGUUGUUCUUGAUGUACACUUCCAUGACUAUAACCAUUUUGUCCUUCCCACUUGAAAUGCCAGUUUUACUAAAGGAACAUUUUAAUCGAUGGUAUUCCCUGAGGUCUUAUUAUCUGGCAAUAACGAUAUCAGAUAUGCCAUUCCAGACCAUCUUCUGUAUACUUUACGUAACGAUAGUAUAUUUCAUGACUUCCCAACCCUUGGAUCCGGCUAGAUUUGGAAUGUUUUUACUGUCUUCCUUGUUAGUAUCAUUCGUGGCCCAAAGUGUUGGACUCGUAGUAGGAGCUGCUAUGAAUGUUCAGAACGGUGUAUUCUUAGCUCCAGUAAUGUCAGUACCAUUCCUGUUGUUCUCCGGAUUCUUUGUAUCAUUCGAUGCUAUUCCCAUCUACCUUCGCUGGAUAACGUAUCUGUCCUACAUCAGAUACGGAUUCGAAGGGACUGCGCUUGCCACAUACGGAUACAACAGACCAAACCUGGAUUGUUUCGCUCAAUAUUGCCACUUUAAAAAGGCACUCACAACUCUCGAAGAGUUGGACAUGGAUAAAUCGAGUUACUGGUUCGACAUUUUGGCUCUAGUUGUGAUAUUCUUCUUUUUAAGAGUUUCCGCUUACCUCUUCUUGAAGUGGAAACUUAAAUCAAACCAUUAAGUUUAGGAUAUAUUUAAUAAUGUUAAAUAUUGUUAUUAAUCGUGGUUUUAUAUAGAAAGGACGCAGGUUGUACAUUGGUAUCUUUAAUAAUAAUGUAAUAUUAUGUUAUAUACAAUCAAUUUCUCAUACUGAAUUUCAAAAAUACAGCUGUUCUUGCCAGAAUUGUACUUAGCAGCUAUUUUUUUAUCUUCUGACUCAUUAACAGCGUGAUGCCUAGAAUUAAACCUGUGUUCUUUUAUUUAUUCAUCUCUAGAUACUGGUAUGAAGGAUAUUCCAAUAAAAAAUGGCCGAUGAGUAGUUACCGUCGUUUCAUCAUCUUUAAAAGUACUAUUUUCCUAGUACUGCUUCUAUUUAUAUUCUCUAUGACGUACUAAAAUUAAACGUAUUAUGAUUUAUACAGAAUUUAUUGUUUGUAAACUUUCUUUUAUAUUUAUAUGAUGUUUAGCGUCUAAAAAAAUGUAAAAUUGAUUGAUUCAUUAUUUUACGUAGGAAACAAUAUUCUUUAAACCUUUCAUUGCUUUGGUUCUACAGGCUACGAUGUAUUUUGCUCUAUUAUAUGUCAGUUGUCAUAAUAUAUCAAAUAAUGAUCUAACCAAUAAGUGACUACAGAACCCAUUUUUUGCCUGUUUUUAAGCAUUCCGCUACUGUAAGAUUAAUAGUCCAAGAAGCAGCGCUGAAAAGUAUCUUUGAAUUUACUAAAGCUAAAUUUUUCACAGUUGAUUACUGUGAUUGUGUAGAGAAACAUACUGCAGUCGGUCAAGCGAAACGUAGAACAGGGGUUACUGAGAGGAUAUCAAAGUUGCUUUCCUACGAAGGUAAUUAAAUCCAUUUACUAAGGCUGAAAAUCAGUAAACACAUUCUAAAUUAAAUAUAAAUAAAAGUUAUUAUAGUCGGUCAGCUGUAUGACGGGACAGAGCCGGUCGGUCUGCCCCAGUGAAUGUACAGGGUUAUUCACUCUAUUUUGACCCCCAUGUAAACUGCUUUAUUUACAGAAUUAGAAAAAAAUGUAAAAUACAAGUUAUUCGAUUUUUAAAUUAUGAUUUUUUGACAUAUAUAUCGUACUAGUGACGUCAUCGAUAUGGGCGUGAUGACGUAAUCGACUAUUUUUUAAAUGGGAAUAGGGGUCGAGUGCUAGCUCAUUUGAAAGGAUAUUCAAUUCCCUAUUCAGUAAUAUAAACAUUAACAUGAUUAAUUAUACAAGGUGUCCAAAAAAAAUUUUUAAUUAAUUUAAUUGUUUAAUUACUAAUUCAAAAAAAUUUUUGGACACCCUGUAUAAAUAAUGAUCUUAAUGUUUAUAGUACUGUAUAGAGAAUUGAAUAACCUUCCAAAUGAGCUAGCACACGACCCCUAUUCUCAUUUAAAAAAAUAGUCGAAUACGUCAUCACGCCCAGACGGAUGACGUCACUAGUACCUACGGUAUAUUGUCAAAAAAUCAAUUAAAAAAUCGAAUAUCUUUUGUAUUUCACAUUUUUUUCUAAUUCUGUAAAUAAAGCAGUUUACAAGGGGGUCAAAAUAUAGUGAAUAACCCUGUACAUUCAUUGGGGCCGACCGACCGGCUCUGUCCCGUCAUACAGCUGACCGACUAUAAUAACUCUUAUUUAUAUUUAAUUUAGAAUGUGUGUACUGAUUUUCAGCCUUAGUAAAUGGAUUUAAUUACCUUCGUAGGAAAGCAACUUUGAUACCCUCUCAGUAACCCCUGUUCUACGUUUCGCUUGACCGACCGCAGUAUGUUUCUCUACACACUCACAGUAAUCAACUGUGAAAAAUUUAGCUUUAGUAAAUUCAAAGGGAUUAUUCAGCGCUGCCUCUCCGUCUAUUUAUUACGUUUGGUUUUUCCAAAUCGUUUGCACUGGUUCUCUUAUUUUGAACUUUCAAUAAUCAGUUUUUUACCUUUUGUAAACAUCAGUUUUUGCUUCACAGGAUUCACAGUAUUGAUUAACCUGUGUACACAUCUUUAUUACAAGGUAACUAACACUGAACCUGUUAAAAAAAGGAACUACGUCUGUUAAUGAAAACAAGGGCUACACUGUAAAUUAAUAAGUCAAUUAAAUUAAAUCAUAUGAUUUCAAAUGGAUUUCGGUAAAUUAUUUAUUCGGCCGUCUGCUGUGCAAAGGGUCGAUAAUUUGGUAUAAAUUUUAAAGAAAUCAUACAUAUCUAAUAAAAAAAUUUAUUUUAUACUUAUAUAAACAUUUUAGAAUUAAAUUUUUGUAAAAAACUCAAAUCAUUUCACUGAGUGUCUACUGUUGUAAAUAUUAUAAUGUGUGCCUAUUUUCAUUGGAACAUCCUGUAAAUGUUAUACACGAUGUAGAGUAUACUUUUGAUAAAAAUUCGGGUUAUAUAUUUAGGAAAUAUUCGCUGCCGUAGAUUUUUAUACUCUUUUUGAGAAUUUAUCUGGUCAUUUAGCCCACUCGGCAAGAUUAAAUAUAUGUAUACUGCAACCUAAUAUUUUUCGAAGUCAUUUUUAAAAACUGUAUCAUAUAUUUGUACUUAGUAGAGCAAGUCACUAUUCCUCGUUAAAUGUGAACUUAAUUAUAUGAUAAUGCAGUACGAGUUUCUAUACUACGUCACAUUUUUUACAAAACCAUUUAAUAAGACCAAAUAAACAAACUUCUUGUUUAAAAAAAAGUACUGAAUCUCUUAUGAGGAUUUGUUUGAGUGAGGCACUAUAUUUUCCUUGAGAAACAAUAAAAACGUUUUCUUAAUAUAGUUAUAUGAAUAUUUUGUACAUGUAGAGGUAGAUUUACUAACUAAAUAAAAUAGAGGUAACUAUGGACAAAGAUUUUGUAUGUGAUGGUGUAGUGAUUUAUAUAUUUUAGUAAUAUAUCUACAUAAAGAUUUA
Diabrotica virgifera virgifera (western corn rootworm) is the source of this 5202-nucleotide messenger RNA. Its product is annotated as ATP-binding cassette subfamily G member 4. Lineage: Eukaryota; Metazoa; Arthropoda; Insecta; Coleoptera; Chrysomelidae. Gene Ontology annotation, cellular component: plasma membrane. The transcript is spliced from 9 exons. Gene Ontology annotation, molecular function: ABC-type transporter activity; ATP binding; ATP hydrolysis activity. The record is from RefSeq and is a predicted model, not a curated record. The coding region runs from base 360 to 2363 and encodes 667 amino acids.